AUGGUCCCAUCAAAGGAGGUAGAGGAGGCAGAAUUUGAGAAGUAUCCCAACAUAUGGACAUGCAUGUGUCGAGCCAUUAUCAAAGAGCCCGAUAGCAAAUACUUUCUAAGCGGUAUCACUGCACUUGAAGAAGGAUACCCUAAUCCCGGGAUUAUUCCAAAAAACCCCGGCAUGGCACGAAUUGGUGGGAGAAGACUUGAAAACCCCCGAUACGACGACACCUUCAUUCGAUUCCAUCCAGCAAUACUCGAAAGACAACCGAGAGAGUACAAACGCAAAAAUGUCGGAUUCGUUGUCCAUGCCCACUGCUGGGUUCUUCUUAACCACAUCAUACCAACGACACUGAUCGAGAGCAAAAUGGAGAAAUUCGUUCGCGCUGCCCGACAAUACUGGCGUAGCCGCGAAUCGUGGGGAGCUAAUGAUUAUCCGUUCAGGAUAUUGAAACGUAGGCAGACGAGACUUAGGAUUCGGUCGGGAUAUUGGCAGUGGAAGGAUUGGGAUCCAAAGGACUCCAAAUAUGCCUGUGAUAUUUACAGGAGUCCUCUCAUAGUGCCCGAAGUUCAAAGAGCAAUUGAAAGCGCAAGGAAGACCAAGAAGGAACGUGUGCAAUCCCGUUACAGUGACGUGCCAUUGGAAGUUGCGAUUAUGAUUGCCGAGCUCAUCUGCCCUGUUGACUAUACACCGGCUGAUUUGAAGAACACACGGAAUAUGCUUUCUGUAUUGCAGUGGACAUUGCCUGAUUGGUUUUGGAAGAGGCGGUUAAAAGAGGAGAUCUUCAUUGAGUUGAACUCACUCAGGGAGGCCAACUGUUCAAUCGAUUGGCAGGGCCUACGGCUUGAUUUGAUGGGUCUUGUUUUUGAUAAAAACUGGUAUGUUUUCAGCGGUUUGCCGAAUCGUGAGCGGGUGCUUGGCUUGAUGACGGGUAUCAAGUCGAAUUUUCUCGAAAAGUGUUGA
This is a messenger RNA of Penicillium roqueforti, 954 nucleotides long. RefSeq lists its product as uncharacterized. Bases 1 to 954 code for a protein of 317 amino acids. NCBI's taxonomy places the organism in Eukaryota, Fungi, Ascomycota, Eurotiomycetes, Eurotiales, Aspergillaceae. The record is from RefSeq and is a predicted model, not a curated record. The transcript has 2 exons.